AUGAGCACCGUCAACAAGCUCUUCAAUUUCUGGGUUGAGACAAACGAUGUUUUGAUUUCCCCAGGCUACACUUUGGGCACGGAAGUCAGUGCCCUUACUCUCAACGCCGUCUUCGUGACAUAUAUCCAAUAUAUGCUCCAGAUCGGUGGAGAAUGGACCUGGAAAGACUGGAACAGCCAGGAGCUUAUCGCACUCUCCGACAAGUUAAAUCCUGGUAAUGCGACAGCCGACAACUUCGACAUCUCGCCCUUCUACAAAAAGGGUGGAAAACUGAUUCAUUAUCACGGCUACUCGGAUCCAAGUAUUGCAACUGGCUCCUCCUUCUACUUCUUUAAUCACGUUUCCGAAGCCCUAAAGCCGAUGGGUAUCCCAGUUAAUUCGUUCUAUCGCUUCUUUGAUGACCAAAGUGACUCCCUGGCUGGCAACUACUGGGGUGUUCCUGGGUUCAACGAUUACAAGCAUGAUAUCGUUCUGGCUAUCAUGGACUGGGUGGAGAAUGGGACUGCGCCGGAUUAUCUUAUCCCUACUAGGUGGUGGAAGGAUGACCCUGCCGAUGGCGUGGAGAUCCAAAGGCCCAUCUGUCCUCAUCCCCAGCUCGCGCUAUACAACGGCAGUGGUAACGCCAGCCUUUCUGAAAACUGA
Messenger RNA from Penicillium angulare, 642 nucleotides. RefSeq lists its product as uncharacterized. The record is from RefSeq and is a predicted model, not a curated record. The transcript has a single exon. Bases 1 to 642 code for a protein of 213 amino acids. Lineage: Eukaryota; Fungi; Ascomycota; Eurotiomycetes; Eurotiales; Aspergillaceae.